Molecule: messenger RNA, 918 nt
Organism: Plasmodium malariae
Lineage: Eukaryota; Apicomplexa; Aconoidasida; Haemosporida; Plasmodiidae
Product: Plasmodium exported protein, unknown function
Exons: 2
Coding region: 1-918 (305 amino acids)
Source: RefSeq, a predicted model, not a curated record
AUGUUCUUUUCAGUUAAAAUUUUUGUGUUUACCCUUUUAAUAUGGACUUGGGAAUACUCAAAUAAGUCAACUAACUUUGGUAAAACGUGUGAUAACAAAAUUAGAAAUAACAAUGCAUUACAUUUAAGAUUAAGCAGAUUAUUAAAAGAUGAAGCAGAAGAAGCUGUGUUAUUAUAUAAAUCUUUAAAAGACUCAACAACAAAUGUACUAGAUGCAGAUGAUUAUACCUUCAAAAAACGAAUAAAUACUUCAAAACAUUAUGAUAACUCUGAAAAAUCAACAUACCCAUUCAAAUUCAGUGAUAAACGUAAAAAACAUAAUGAGUUCAAAGUUGGAAAACAUUCUGAAAAACAAUCCAAUCAAUUAAAAUUUAACGGUAAUUUAAAAAAAUCAGCAGAUAUAACAGAAUACGAUAUUGACAUUGGAGCAUUCCCUGAUAUAGUAGAAUGUUAUAAUUACUAUAAAAUGGGAAAUAUAGACACAAGUCGAAUGCGCUUUGAAAUGAUGAAAUAUAAUAUUAAAGAAAAAGAACAUUCUAGGCCAAGGUUAAUUAAUAUUUUUAAAAAAUUAGAUAGACAUAUUGAAUUGGGGAUGUUGCGAUUAAUGAAAUCAGAAUAUAUUAUUUGCGACGAUGACUUAAUUAAGGGAAAAAGUAUAUUCGGAAAAAUAUUAUAUUAUAUGAAAAAAUAUAGAAUAAUAUCUCCACCACUUAUCAUCGUAUUAGCUGUAAUUAUGCUUCUUAUAUUACAUGUAAAUGAAAAAAUUAUUGUUGCCCUUGCUUGUGUUGGUAUUGCAGUGGUAAUUUACUACAUAAUUAAACUUCGGAAAUGCCAAAAAAUAAUUAGAUUGUUUAAACAAAUUAGAACCGAUAAUAAACAUAUGAAAAAAUACCGCGAUCCAAAUAAAAGAAAUUUAUAA